Molecule: messenger RNA, 381 nt
Organism: Saccharomyces eubayanus
Lineage: Eukaryota; Fungi; Ascomycota; Saccharomycetes; Saccharomycetales; Saccharomycetaceae
Gene: GPG1
Product: Gpg1p
Exons: 1
Coding region: 1-381 (126 amino acids)
Source: RefSeq, a predicted model, not a curated record
AUGCUUUAUUUAAGUGACAUCGAAGAGGAAGGUACAUCUGGGAACGAAACAAAGUAUAGCUUCUCAGAGGUUUUGUUGUUUUCCAACACACAGGAAAAUCUCAUGACCAUAGUUGGAGAAUUACAUACGCUUUCGGAUCGUGUAGAUCAUUACAAAAUUGAUCCUGUAUCAAGGGAAGUUACAGUCACAACACUGCCAUCUUUAUUGGCUCUUUUGCUAGAAAAGAGAGACCAGGCAAGACGCGUUUACAGAGAUGUUCUCUCAAUAAAAAUGUCAGAACUAAACUGGGACGUGGACGAGCUCUUCGCGCAGUUGCAAGAAGAGUUGACGAGAACUGACGAGACCCUUUCAAUGUACCCUAGAAGAAGGUCAUUCUACUAG